UCCGUCGAAUUGAGAUUUAGUUGAUCGUAAUUAACUGAAUUCAGUGAUCGUUGGUCGAAUUACUGUAUUUAGUUGAUCGUAAUCAAAUACUCCGUCUUCUUCUUCAUAUUCUAUCCACGGUUCUUGUUUCCGCCAUUUCCUCGUCAGAUUUGUACCAAUUUCGCAGCAGCGGAAGCACCUACUUUACUAAUCGCGGUACUGGAAAACUAAAAUUGAGCUGCGACACAAACCCUCGAUCCUCUGUCUCCUAUCGAAGCAGAGUCGACUUAUUUAUUGCUUCGAUUCUCCAACUAUAUAGUAGAGGAGGUUCAGUGAUCUACUUCUUUCCACUGCUGUCUUAGAAUUGAGAUUAAGUGGCAAGUAAGAUUUUCCGUGGAAAAAUGCGUGGAGUUCAUCAAACAUUAAAUCAGAUGUCCAGGAAGUUGCAUAAACUGGCUAAUGGAGGUCCAAGUGAUACCUUGAAGAGGAAAGUUGCUGAACUAGAGAAGAAGAGAAAGAGAAGACAUCCCAAUAAAGACGACUUAUAUGUGGAUGUUCCUGAAUCAAGAGCCUGGCUUGAUACUGCAACCAUGCCACUGGUACUCACUGCUGUGGGUACGGCCCUAUUUGCGAAGAUCCUGAUGAUGCUAGAUGAGGCAAAUGCCCAGGAACGACUUGAGAAAAAGAUAAAAGAUGCCCCCGAGGGCCAGGGAACUGUCAGGAUGCUCACUCAAGAGGAGUGGGAAAAAAUGCGAGAAGUUCGGCCAAGGACUCCAUUUGAAUCUACAAUAGCGCGUCCAAAUGCAAAAAUACGGACUGGAGAACCUCUGCGCAAGGAAGAUGUUAAGGACUGGAGUGUAGAUGUCUUCACAAAUGCACUCACACGCGCUGAGGAAACUGCUAAACGUGGAACAGUUUAGGUGUGUGAUGUGCAGUAGGUAUUCCGGCUCACAUAAAUUAGCAUUACUGCACGGUAUGAAAGUGUGAAUUUUAUUUGAUAGACUUAUUUCAAAAAAGAAUUUUCUAUACGUCUACAAUUUAUAACCAAUUAAUGAUAUUGGUAACUAUUCAACAUUCCAAUCGGUUGUGUAUGGAAUUGUGGGCCUUCCUAUAUCAAGAAUGGGAUCCCAUCAGUACUCAUCCCAUCUUUAUUACUGCCGUAUAUGUACAAGUAUAUUUAUUUACAUUGUCUUA
This is a messenger RNA of Salvia splendens (bonfire salvia), 1173 nucleotides long. RefSeq lists its product as uncharacterized. The record is from RefSeq and is a predicted model, not a curated record. Lineage: Eukaryota; Viridiplantae; Streptophyta; Magnoliopsida; Lamiales; Lamiaceae. The coding region runs from base 381 to 899 and encodes 172 amino acids. The transcript is spliced from 5 exons.